AUGCACGAUUCGAAAAUUCAGGUCGGAUUGAAGAAAUUGCCACUGCACCUGCAGCCAAGUUGGAACUCAGCUAACAAUACCUGGAGGUGUCAGAAUUAUAGAAGCCGCCGGGAAAAUGGUCAUACCAGGUGUGUUUUAUCAUCCGAUCUCACAGUCUCUUCCUCAGGUGGCGUCGAUCCCCAUACUCACAUGCAGAUGCAGUUCAUGGGCACAGCAUCGGCAGACGACUUCUAUACUGGGACAAAAGCUGCAUUGGCUGGUGGAACAACAACAAUAAUCGACAUAGUUCGCCCCUCGCGUGGUGAAUCCAUAUUGAAGGCUUACGAUCAUUAUCGCGAAUGUGCCGAUCCGAAAGUGUGCUGUGAUUAUGCGCUACACGUGAUCGUUCCCCACUUUGAUGAAAAAGUGGCCGAGGAGAUGGAGCUUCUUGUGAAGGAGAAAGGAGUCAACUCUUUUGAAGCGUUUAUGGCCAACCUUGAUGAUUUGCUUUUGGAAGAUGAUGAUUUGUUCAAGGUGUUCCUUAAGGCAAAAGAACUCGGGGCCUUAGCUAUGGUGCAUGCAGAAAAUGGGAAAUUAAUCAAAGCAUUGCAAGAUACAGUGUUCAAGAAGGGUAUAACCGGACCAGAGGGACAUCUCUAUUCUCGACCUGAA
Echinostoma caproni is the source of this 651-nucleotide messenger RNA. The record is from the annotation of a GenBank genome assembly. NCBI's taxonomy places the organism in Eukaryota, Metazoa, Platyhelminthes, Trematoda, Plagiorchiida, Echinostomatidae.